Messenger RNA from Aspergillus nidulans FGSC A4, 3074 nucleotides. RefSeq names its product protein agdB. The transcript has 4 exons. Gene Ontology annotation, cellular component: extracellular region. The coding region runs from base 1 to 2868 and encodes 955 amino acids. The record is from RefSeq and is a predicted model, not a curated record. Gene Ontology annotation, molecular function: carbohydrate binding; hydrolase activity, hydrolyzing O-glycosyl compounds; beta-glucosidase activity. Gene Ontology annotation, biological process: carbohydrate metabolic process. Lineage: Eukaryota; Fungi; Ascomycota; Eurotiomycetes; Eurotiales; Aspergillaceae.
AUGCGCUUUCAGCAGCUGCUUCCAUGGGCUGCGGCCCUGACUGGCUGCGUCGUCGCCCAGAGCCAGGCCGGCGUCGAUCCGCUCGACCGUCCCGGCAAUGACCUCUACGUAAAGGACCUUUCGAACUGCACUGGGUACAAGGUCACCAAGCAUUGGAAGACCCGAUCCGGUUUCUAUGCGGACCUGGCGCUCGCCGGGCCAGCAUGCAAUGUGUACGGAAUCGAUUUGCCCAAGCUGAAGCUCGAAGUCGAGUAUCAGACCGAUGAGCGACUGCACGUCAAGAUUCUGGAUACCAACAACACAGUUUACCAGGUGCCAGACAGCGUCUUCCCGCGCCCGGGCUUCGGCCAGUGGUGCUCGCCCAAGAACUCUAAGCUCAAGUUUGACUUCAAACCUGACCCGUUCUCGUUCACCGUCUCUCGCACAGACACCGGCGAGGUGCUCUUCGACACCACCGGCACCAAGCUCGUGUUCGAGAACCAGUAUCUUUAUCUGAAGACGCACCUGCCGCAGAACCCGCAUCUGUAUGGUCUGGGAGAGCAUAGCGACUCCUUCAUGCUCAACACCACCAACUACACCCGAACAAUCUACACCCGUGAUGCUUACGGGACGCCCCAAGGCCAGAAUCUGUACGGGGCUCACCCGAUCUAUUUCGAUCACCGGCAGGACGGCACUCACGGUGUGUUCCUGCUCAACUCCAACGGUAUGGACAUCUACAUCGACAACGAGGGCGGCCAGUUCCUCGAGUACAACAUCAUCGGCGGCGUUUUCGACUUCUACUUCAUCGCCGGACCAUCCCCGCAAGAUGUGGCCAGGCAGUAUGCUGAAAUUGUCCAGCCGCCCCUGAUGGUUCCAUACUGGGGACUCGGUUUCCACCAGUGCAGGUACGGCUACCAGGAUGUCUACGAGGUGGCCGCUGUCACCGCCAACUACUCCGUCCACGAUAUCCCACUGGAGACCAUCUGGACUGAUAUCGACUACAUGGACCGUCGGCGCAUCUUCACGCUCGAUCCCGAACGAUUCCCACCAGAGCUGGUCAAAGACCUUGUGGACACUCUUCACGCGCGAGAUCAGCAUUACAUUGUCAUGGUUGAUCCGGCUGUCUACUACAGCGAGCCAAACCCGGCGCUUGACGCCGGUCUGAAGUACGAUGCGUUCAUGAAGGAACUGAACGGCACUCAUUACCAGGGUGUCGUUUGGGCCGGUCCCAGUUACUUCCCUGACUGGUUUCACCCGAACGCUCAGGAAUACUGGACGGAGCAGUUCCUCAACUUCUUCGACGGCGUCAACGGCCCGGACAUUGAUGCCCUGUGGAUCGACAUGAAUGAGCCCGCCAACUUUUAUAACCGCCCCUACCCAGGCAACAACACCACCCCGGAGGAGUUUGCCGAGGCGAAUGACAACCCCCCUGAGCCACCGGCCGUGAGGGACGGGCCAGAUGCCCCUAUCCCCGGGUUCCCGGAUAGUCUCCAGCCAAACUUCGCUUCUGGCCAGACAAACGAGAAGCGCGCAGUUGUCACCGUCGAACGUCGGGCUCGGUCUCAAUCGCACCGCCAGCUCGGCGCUGGCCGCUGGCGGUCUGCAGUCCGCCACUGGCCGCGAGACCCAAAGGCUGGCUGGCAGCACGGCCGCAAAUCCGGCUCUGGCUGCGGCCCCCACGAGUGCAGAGGUCUGCCCAACCGCGAGCUCAUCAGGCCGCCGUAUAUGAUUCAGAACGGCGCCGGCCCAACGCUGGCGGACAACACUGCGGACACGGAUAUCGUGCAAAGCGGCGGAUACGUCCAGUACGACACGCACAGCCUUUACGGCGCGAUGAUGUCCACUCAUUCGCACAAUGCCAUGCGGGCUAGACGUCCCGAUGACCGCGCAUUGGUGAUCACCAGGAGCACAUUUGCCGGCUCUGGAAAGGAUGUCUCGCACUGGCUUGGAGAUAACAUCUCCGAUUGGCUUUCAUACCGACUGUCCAUCUCCCAGAUUCUCCAGUUCGCCUCGCUCUACCAGAUCCCCGUUGUCGGCCCUGAUGUCUGCGGCUUCGGUGGAAACGUAACUGAGACCCUCUGUGCCAGAUGGGCUACCCUCGGCUCCUUCUACACUUUCUUCCGCAACCACGCCGAGAUCUUUGCCAAUCCCCAAGAGUUCUACCGGUGGCCGAUCGUCGCCGAAGCGGCCCGCAACGGCAUUGCCAUUCGAUACCAGCUGCUCGACUACAUUUACACAGCCAUCUACAAGCAGACCCAAACUGGCACACCAUCCCUUAACCCGCUCUUCUUCAACUACCCCUUCGACCAAAACACUUACGGCAUCGAUCUCCAGUUCUUCUAUGGCCCCGGCAUCCUUGUCUCUCCGGUCACGGAGGAAAACAGCACCAGUGUUUCCUACUACCUUCCCGACGACAUCUUCUAUGAAUGGGGAACUGGCAAGCCCGUCCGCGGACACGGCGAGUACGUCUCCGCCGAAGUCGACGUCACCCAUAUCACGGUGCACUAUAAGGGCGGUCUCGUCUAUCCACAGCGGAUCGAGAGCGCGAACACCACAACUGCGCUGCGCCAGAAGGGAUUCAAUAUCGUCAUUGCACCGGGCUUGGAUGGCUCUGCUCAUGGAGAGCUUUACCUUGACGAUGGCCUGUCGCAGGUGCAGGAUAAAGUCUCCGAGAUUGACUUUAGCUAUGUCGAUGGCGUCUUUGAGAUGAAGGGCUCGUUUGAGUAUGACCCAGGCGUCGGAAUCGAGCGGAUUACUAUUCUGGGUGUGGGGGCCAAGCCCGAGGUGGCGGCUGAGGACGCGGAGGUCGAGUAUGAUGAGGAGAAUCAGAAGCUGGUGCUGCACGUCGAUGUACCCUUGACGCGAAAGUCAAGUAUCAAGAUUGCUUGAGUGGGAGGGAUGGAAUGACAGGGAGAGGCCAUCAAGUUGCUUGCUGCCUACUUAGCCUAGUCAGGCUUGGACGAUUGCGCAUACCUCUGGUUAAGGCAGAUGUUCCCUGAUCAGUGGAGGCAACCAUUGCCCCCCGUUCACUUACCACUUGGAUAUGCCCAUGGCUCUAAUAGGAAUACUUAAUCCUAAAUAAUACAUUAUUAUGA